AUACCCUCACUCAUCCUUGCACUCCACUUUCAUGCCAAAAAAGAGUCCCAGCACAGAGAGAAGAAUUCCUACGGAGAGAGAGGGGGUGGCAGAGAGAGAUAGCCUUAAAAAACAUCAUGCACACAACCAAACACCGGAGCUCCGGUCCGGAAUCAACAACCUCCAGAUCAUCAUCAACACCCGGUUGGAUCACCGAAUCGAUUAACGGUGGAUCACUCCGCCACGUGGACUUACACACUGGUGUUAACGGAUGGGCGUCACCACCAGGUGAUCUUUUCUCUCUACGUUCAAAAAAUUACUUCAUCAAAAAACAGAAAUCCCCCUCCGGCGACUACCUACUCUCACCCGCCGGUAUGGACUGGCUCAAAUCGAGCACAAAACUCGACAACGUACUCGCUCGUCCAGAUAAUCGCGUGGCAAACGCCUUAAAGAAAGCACAAUCCCAAAAUAAGUCCCUCAAGUCCUUCAUUUUUGCUAUCAACCUUCAAGUCCCCGGUAAAGACCAGCACAGCGCCGUUUUCUACUUCGCAUCGGAAGAUCCUCUACCGUCCGAUUCCCUCCUAUAUAGAUUCAUCAACGGCGAUGAUGCAUUUCGGAAUCAACGGUUCAAGAUCGUGAACCGGAUUGAAAAGGGUCCCUGGGUGGUGAAAAAAACGGUGGGAAAUUACAGCGCGUGUUUAUUAGGUAAAGCCUUAAAUAUUAAUUACCAUAGGGGUGGGAAUUAUUUCGAGAUUGAUGUUGAUGUUGGCAGCUCGAAAAUUGCUGCGGCAAUUUUGCAUCUCGCAUUGCGGUACACGGCACAUGUCACCAUCGAUAUGGGGUUUGUAGUGGAGGCGCAGACGGAGGAGGAGUUGCCGGAGAGGUUGAUUGGGGCAAUUAGGGUUUGUCAGAUGGAAAUGUCGACGGCGCGUGUUGUUGAUUCCCCGUCGACGGGUUUGGCGCGUGGGUCGGGGUUUGCUAAGGUGGAGCAUCAUUUGUCUGGCGAUGAAGAGGAGGAUUGAAGGGCUGGAGAUGGCUGGUAUUUCUUUUUUAAUUAUUUAGUUUUGGGAUUUGGGUUUUUUUAUUCCUAACAAACAAUAGGGAUUGGUGGUUGUUGUAGAUAAUAAUAAUUAAAAAAAUGGUUGAAAAUAACAAUGUUAAAAAAAUCCAAAAUAUAAAUAACCAAAAACAA
Molecule: messenger RNA, 1171 nt
Organism: Populus euphratica (Euphrates poplar)
Lineage: Eukaryota; Viridiplantae; Streptophyta; Magnoliopsida; Malpighiales; Salicaceae
Product: protein ENHANCED DISEASE RESISTANCE 2-like
Exons: 1
Coding region: 117-1001 (294 amino acids)
Source: RefSeq, a predicted model, not a curated record